UCUGCAACCUAUCCAGACACCGCCGACCGGAUCACUUUGGAAUAUAUACUCCUCAUCUACAACUCUCCAUCUGCUCUCCAGCGCUCCACCGAGUUUGGUUUGAGAGCAUCUGAGACAAGAAACUCUCUCUUUCUGUUUUUGCUUUACAUUUCUUUAAUGAAUUGGGCUGUAGUCUUUCCCCAAACUCGUAGUUGCCCAUUUUUCCAAAUGCUCCGCCUGCCAGUCUGGCUUUGCAUGUGGGUAUAGCCGGUGAUUUCAGCCUGCGUCCAGGUGGUGCACGGGAAAGGGUUGCACAGGGAAUAUUUUAUCUUUAAUAAUUUAUCUUUUUUGGACGCGCGUCCACUAUUUUUUCCUCCACAAUGGCUGAUGCAAACGCAGAAUGCAAUAUCAAGGUGUUGUGUCGAUUCCGUCCUCUUAACAAGUCCGAAAUUAUCCGCGGAGAUAAGUUCAUCCCAAUAUUUCAAGGAGAAGACACUGUCAUCCUCGGGGGGAAGCCCUACGUGUUUGACCAGGUGUUCCCCACGAAUGCCACUCAGUUACAGGUCUACAACACCUGUGCCAAGCAGAUCGUCAAAGAUGUACUGGGUGGAUACAAUGGGACCAUCUUUGCCUAUGGGCAGACGUCCUCUGGAAAAACACACACUAUGGAGGGGAACCUACACGAUCCCCAGGGAAUGGGAAUCAUCCCCCGCAUCGCAGAGGACAUUUUCGAACAUAUAUUUGCUAUGGAUGAGAACCUAGAGUUUCACAUAAAGGUCUCCUACUUUGAGAUCUACAUGGAUAAAAUCCGGGAUCUGCUGGAUGUGACAAAAACCAAUCUGUCGGUGCAUGAAGACAAAUACAGAGUUCCUUAUGUGAAGGGCUGCACGGAGCGCUUUGUCACAAGCCCAGAGGAAGUGAUGGAUGUCAUAGAUGAAGGGAAGGCCAACCGUCACGUUGCAGUCACCAACAUGAAUGAGCACAGUUCCCGCAGUCACAGCAUCUUCCUGAUAAACAUCAAACAAGAACACGUGGAGACAGAGCAGAAGCUGUGUGGGAAGCUGUAUCUGGUCGACCUAGCUGGGAGUGAGAAGGUCAGUAAGACAGGUGCGGAGGGAGCAGUGCUGGAUGAGGCCAAGAACAUCAACAAGUCUCUGUCGGCCCUGGGGAACGUCAUCUCAGCUUUGGCCGAAGGAACGAAAUCCCACGUACCGUACCGCGACAGCAAGAUGACUCGCAUCUUACAGGACUCGCUGGGCGGGAACUGCCGCACCACCAUGUUCAUCUGUUGCUCUCCCUCCAGCUACAACGAUGUAGAGACCAAGUCCACCUUGAUGUUUGGCCAACGAGCCAAGACCAUCAGAAAUACUGUAUCAGUGAACCUGGAGCUCACAGCAGAGCAGUGGAAGAAGAAGUACGAAAAGGAAAAGGAGAAGAACAGGUCAUUGAAGGAGACUGUUCAAAGACUGGAGGCUGAGCUGAACCGCUGGAGGAAUGGUGAGGAUGUUGUUGCAUUCGAGGAUCUGAGCCCAGAAUCUGAGGACGUCCCCCUGGUGCCUCCUGAAUCCGAGGAGCCGCUCCCUGACAUCUGCAGCCCCUGCAGCCCUUGCUCAGUUGCCUCUUCCAUUGUGGUUCACAUCUCUGAGGAGGAGCGGCAGAAAUAUGAGGAGGAGAUCCGCAAGCUUUACAAACAGCUGGAUGAUAAGGAUGAUGAGAUCAACCACCAGAGCCAGAUGGUGGAGAAACUGAAGGAGCAGAUGCUCGACCAGGAGGAGCUCCUGGCAUCAUCCAGGGGAGACAGCGAGAAGGUGCAGUCUGAGCUCGGCAGGCUGCAAACGGAGAAUGAACACGCUAAGGCUGAGGUGAAGGAGGUCCUUCAGGCCCUGGAGGAGCUGGCAGUCAACUACGACCAGAAGAGCCUGGAGGUUGAGGAGAAAAGCGUGCAGAAUAAGCUGCUGGCUGAAGAGCUUGCAAAGAAAAUGGCUCACCUCAUGGCUUUGGAGGCAGAGCUGUCCCGUAUCCAGGAAGUGAGCAGCCACCAAAGGAAACGUAUUGCAGAGAUUCUCAAUGGCCUGAUGAGGGACCUGAGUGAGUUCAGCACCAUUGUUGGAAACAGGGACAUCAAGCUGCCCAUGGAGAUCACCGGUGCGAUCGAGGAGGAGUUCACAGUGGCCCGCCUUUACAUCAGUAAGAUAAAAUCAGAGGUGAAGUCCAUGGUGAAGCGCUGCCGCCACCUUGAGAACCUUCAGAUGGAGUGUCACCGCAAGAUGGAGGAGACGGGCAGAGAGCUUUCCUCCUGUCACCUCCUCAUUUCCCAGCACGAGGCGAAGAUACGCUCUCUGACGGAGUAUAUGCAGAAUGUGGAGCUGAAGAAGAGGAAGUUGGAGGAGAACUAUGACUCUCUGAGUGAGGAGCUGGCCAAACUCCAAGCUCAAGAGAGCAUGUCACAAGUGACUAGCGGGCAGAACCAGUCGUCCAUCCAGGAUUCCUGUGAUAUAAAGAGGGCUCUGGAGCAGCAGAUGGAGUCACACCGUGAGUCGCACAGCAAACAGCUUGGCCGCCUGCGAGACGAGAUCAAUGAGAAGCAGAAGAUCAUCGACGACUUAACUGAUUGUAACCAGAAGCAGCAUCUGGAGUUGGAGCAACUGCACUGUGACUUUGAACGUCUCAGGAGCCAAGAGCAUCACAAGAGCCGACAGCUGGAGGAACUGACAUUUCUCCAUGAGCGACAUGAGCAAUCAAAGCGGGACCUCAAAGGGCUGGAAGAGACUGUUGCUCGUGAGCUCUACACCCUGCACAACCUCCGCAAGCUUUUUGUCCAAGACCUCACGACUCGAGUGAGAAAAAGUGCACAGAUGGAGCCUGAUGAUAGCGGGGGAUACAUCACCCAGAAACAGAAGAUUUCCUUUCUUGAAAACAACCUGGACCAGCUUACAAAGGUUCACAAACAGCUGGUGCGUGACAACGCAGAUCUUCGCUGUGAGCUUCCAAAACUGGAGAAACGUCUUCGUUCUACAGCUGAGCGAGUUAAGGCCCUGGAGGGUGCGCUGAAGGAGGCCAAGGAGGGAGCCAUGAAGGAUCGGCGCCGCUACCAGCAGGAGGUGGAGCGUAUCAAAGAUGUGAUGAGGACUCGCAAUCCCUUCCGCCGGCCACAUGCUGCACAGAUAGCCAAGCCUGUGCGUGCUGGCCACUAUCCAGUGUGCUCUCCCACCAACCCGUUCUUCAUCAGAGGCUACAGCGAUCACCCUCUUCCCUUCUGCAAAGCCGAUUUCCACAACAACAGCAACAACCAGCAACAGGCGGCUGCUCCCGAUUCUCCCACAACACCAGAGAGUCCAGAGCCCAGACUACCAGAGGACAACUCCAAGCAGAACAGCCCCUCCAAACACCUUGACCCCCAAAGCAACGAUUCACAUGACAACGACGCUCAGGACAACAUGCCUCCAGCUGAACCGCCGAGCCAAACAGACAAGAGCACCGCAGAGAUGCUUGAUUCAGAAAAUGGAAACACCACAGAUAUCAAUGACAACAGCAUGUGUCUGAAUGUGAAUUCUGUGUCCAGAACUGAUGUCUGCGACAAUCAGGACCCAGCCAAACUCUACAGCCUGCAGCCCGAGGCCUCAGCUAGCUAAUAGUCUUGAGCAGGCAGACGUUUUUUCUGAGGCCUCCUCUGUAAAUCUGCAUGCAGCUGAUCACUGUCCACUCAGCCUCCCCCUCCCCUCUCACUCUCACCUGCUGUAAACAGACCUCUUUCUCCCUUCUCUCCUUCCCCUUGCUUGCUCCUCUUUAGUCCCUUCUCCUUCCUGCGUACAAUGAUGUGGGGUGUGUGUGGGUAUCUGUACGAUCCAUGGCAAGCACUGCAUCUCAAAUGCCCGACUUGGCAGCUUACACCCAUACUGCUACACACCCUCCCCCCAUGAAAACAAAGGGACCACAAAUAGAAAGGUGGGGAAGAAGGUGCAGUGUUGAAGGUAACCACUAGGGUGUGCUGUUUGUCUCAGUGAGGGCAUCACAGUGGACAUAAUGUCAGUGCGUUCAACAGUAAGAUGAGGGUAGUCUUUAUCAUUAUUAUUAUUAUUAAUAAUAAACAUACAUAUGGACUGGAAAACUCCAAGUUAAACAACAUAAAAACAGAGUGAACUAAGUACUAGUAUUUAUAUUUUUGACUGCAUGUUGAUUUUUGAUGUUGGUCUUCAGCUUUUCUCUGAAAAUAAAUGAAAGAGGGAAGAAAGCGUGGGAGGCAACAUUACUGUGAAACUGUCUCAGUCUAAAAUUACACUCUAAGUCAAUAUAAAUGGGGAAAUCAGUCUUAAAAAAUGUGUUGUGUUUGAAAGAUAAGGCUGCCAUUAUUCAGUGUUUUUAUUAUUGUCCACAAAUCUUAUGAAAAGACCAAAACCAACAAUGCAUUGCUCUGUCUCAGUAUGUAUAAUAAAUCUUUAAAAACAGGGCUUGAAUAUAUUGUUUCAUUUGCUCAGUAAUUUCCCCAAAACAACACAACACUGCAGUUUUACUUCUAUAACAGGAGUAAACAGCGCAUUUGUUUGGGACUAUGUUCAGCCAAGGAUUUACACACAUUUGGUGUGCUAGUGAGGUUGCAUUGUCACCUCACAGGCUUCUAGUUCGAACCCUGGGGUGGGGGAGCCCUUCUGUGCGGAGUCUGCAUGUUCUCCCCGUGUCAGUGUAGGUUUUCUCCCACAGUCCAAAAACAUGCAGGUUAGACUGUAGGUGUGAAUGUGAGCGUCAAUAGUUGCCUCUCUCUGUGUUAGCUCUGGCGACCUGUCCAGGUACACCACCUCUCGCCCAAUGUUGGCUGGGAUAGGCUCCAACGCCCACACGACCCCUAACAGGAUAAGUGGUUAAGAUAAAUGAAUGAAUGAAGGUAAAAAAAAUGGAAAUAACCACCAUGAAGUCAUCCAUUGGUUUGCGUUCUCCCAUUUUGGAGCCUUAGAUUUGGUAUUUUGUGCAUCGCCAUCUUGUUUUUUUUGGUGCCAGAAGCGAUGAGAAGUGAGAAUAUUCGGACACAAGGGUGGGGAUAACCAUAACGCUAGCUGCUAGCUUGGUUAGCACAGCACAUUUACAGCUAUGGUUAACUGUGAUAAAGCUAAUGCCAUGUUGUAAAAGUGAUUUUGCCAGUGAAAAACAAGCUCCAUAUCAUUCAUACAAAAUGUACUCACCAGAAAAACUGAACAUCCGACUGUUUAGAGGGUCGACCAAAACUUUCAUGGACUGAAAACACACUGAAAUGGCGACAUCUACUGUUACAUCUAUACUCUCUGAAUCUGGGGUUACACUAUGGUUACCUUACCUUACCUUACCUUACCAACUUGUCAGCAGGUGUCAUAAAUUUAAACAUUUAUAAAAAUUAACCCCAGCGCAGUUGUCAUCAAUGUUUAAACUAGCUAUAGACACCAAAAUGUUUUCUGCACCAGGCUGUUGUAAAGUUGGCCAUUUUAGCAUGGGGGUCUACGGGGACUGACUCGCUCUUGGAGCCAGCCUCAAGUGGCCGUUAGAGGAACUGCAGUUUUUGAUGCUCCUGCAUUGGCCUCAUUUUUCAGCCCUGCAGGUUGCUGCUUGGGUUUUACAGCAGCAGAAUGGUGAAUGAGGAACGACUCAAAAUAAACUGCAGUGCCCAUAUUCAUGGUAAUGAAGAAAUGUGUCAGCCAAUGCAGCGGUGUGACUCACUGAUGUGUUUUUGGAAACAAUGGCGGUUGCUGGCACAGAGAAACAAGCUUCUAUAUAUAUCAGGUUUUACAUACCAUACCUGCAUUGUUGGUUUGUGUCUUUUCGCAGGAUUUUGUUGACAACAAAAUAAAGAAUAUCACCAGACUUUACCCUUAAAGUGAUACACUGGAAAGUUUCAACUUAACUUCACUUAACAAUAUAGCCAAUCUGCAAAUCUUUCCCUUCCAUCCCAAAAACAUCAGGCUAAUUACAAUACUGUAUGAAUUUUUAGAAAUAGUGUCAGUAGUCAUAGUAACAAUAUAGCCCAUAAUGUUUUCUCAGAUCUAGGCAACUGUUGCCACAUAGGUAGACCAACCACACUAAACUAAAAUAAACACACACACACCUGCCAGUUGAAACUGGGCCAAGCCUUAAUUUAGACGAUAGAUGAUUUCACACAUUUGACUUUUUUUUUUACACAAAUUAAACAAAGAAAAAUUAAGUUUAUAUACAGGACUAUCUUUAACUCCUCAAGACUCUUCAGGACACUACAGUUUUAUAUUUUGGUACCCUUGAAAGAUAUAUUUCAGAUACUUACAUUCCACAAUAACAAAGUUUCUCUCUUGUUAGAUAAAGAUAAGUAGUCAAGCAAAUAACCCCUUAACCUAUAAACGGUCUAGCAACUUUUAGAUGACACUUUCACAUCAAGACAUUUUCAAUCUUAAAGCUUCAGAUGGCUCUGGUAUCGCCACUAUCUCACCAAGUGCAGGAAGAACCACAGCGCUAAAAGAGGAAGUUGGUUACAGCAUUGUUUAAAAUAAAACAUUCAAAUAUUCAGUGGUUAAAAUCAGUCACCACAACAUGUCUGACUCGCACUGGUUUAAACCAGUCUGACAAGCGAACUUCGUCUGAGCCCCAAGUAAAGUGUAAAACACAUGAUAGCUGAUUGUUUUUAAAAGACUGGCUGUGUCAUAGCAGAGAGACUUAAAGCUGUAAAUCAUCCCUACUAAAAAACUGCCUGUCAGGGAUCGUCUGUGAGACAUUCAGUCAUUGUCAUGUCAGCCAAAAGCAUGACAGAGUGAAGAAAAAAAGAAUUGUGUAGCAACUAUUUUUAUACUGCUAGUUCUAAUUUAAAAGAAAUAUAUAUUAUUUAUCAUUUGCUCUAUUUUAAAUGUAUUUAUUUGCUGUUUAUUCCUAAUUCACAGCAGUUGUUGAAUGUGAAGCAUUUGCAUUUGUUUUGUGCUUUGAAUGUUCUGGGUUUUAGAUUUCCAAUGUUUUGUCACUGAAUGAAAAUGCGUGCACGUGUGCAGCUGCCGUUCCAAUAUGAAUUUGUUCAGGAGAGGACUAAUCCUACGGCUCUUUAUGAACCACCUCAGAUUGAAACCAAAGCCCUGAUUGUAGUGAGUCAUUUAAAGACAUCUAUAUAAGCUCCGACGAAGGCAUAAACCAAGGGUUACUGUAGGUUAUCAGCUGAUACAGCCCUGUCUUAUUCUUCUGACACACACACUCACACACACACAGAUAUCGCACCUCAUCAGCUAAUGAGGUGUUGGAUCUUUGACCCCCCCCCCCCAAAUACAGAUAUAUUGCGUAUACUGUGUUACUUGGGUGCAGCCUGAGGUAUCUGAGCAGAUAAGUUGAUUGACUGUCAACACACACGCACUGAUGAUCACGCCGCUCUUCAAACUCCCGUUGACCUCCUGAUCAGCCAGUCAGGAUGAGAGAGUCAAGGGUGACAGUGGAUGGACUCUAUGUGUGUGUGUGUGUGUGUGUGUGUGUUUUGGGAAAGAACAGGAGCUGUAUCCUCUUGGCGGGGUCUUUCACUCUUUGACUUUCUGCAAUCCUAUUAAGAAAACAGAUCAGUAACACUUCAGAUUACCGCUUGCAAAUUACAGUCUAGAUAUUUUUUUAAUACUGAUGGAGUAUUACAGGGUAUGCAUGAGGGAAGAAGUGUGCAAGGUUACAAAUUUGUGUUUAGGGUGGACCUUAAAAGUGCAAUAUAUGACAUCUGAGUGUCUCUGUUUGUUGUUUUGGUAGAUGGUCUGGCUGUGUGUGCAAUGUUGGAGCAUGUAAGUCUCUCCUUUCAUGUCCCGCUGGCUAGCUAAUGGCUGCCACUCUGCACUGCGCUCAUAUGAAGCUGAUAACACCUUCCCGACCCACAUUGGUAAACUAGCAUUGUUACGGAAAUAAUGUCCACCCUCUGCCCCCCCUCCAGUGAACACUGUUGAAAACACUGUUAACUCAGUCAACACUGUUGCCAUUGUUAGCACUGUUGACGGUGUUAGCACUGCGUGCAUGGCCAUUGUAGUUCAUCGCUGCCACUUCGGCUCAGCAACCUCCAUGUUUGUCAUAUCGUGCACCUUUAAAGUACUGAUUUAAUUCACUGGUACAGACAGGGGAUCUUAACGUACAGUCCAAUUCAAUUUGAAUUGUAAUGCCCAAUAAAAACUCCCAAAAAAACACCUCUAUAAGGGUAAAAACAGUAGAAAUGUUUGAAAUAUAUGAAAAGGAGCUUAAUAAGGAUGACUAUAAUAAAUGAUGUGGUACACUUUAAUAGUCCACACACCUGAAGAGAGAGAGAAAAGCUCAUCAGGCUGUACAGUACUUUAUACUGUUUGUUGUCCAAUAAAACUCAAGAGUUGAGAUUAUUUCUGAUUGAAUAUGCAUGUAUUUGGCUCCACAGUUGUUUUUGUUGAAGUUGUGAUUGUCAGUCGGAUUCCAAAACAACAUUAGUGUUCUUCAGUAUUUUAUCGGAAAAUUAAAAACAUGCACCUAAAUAUUUUACAGCUACAGAUGUAAUGGCUGUAAGGCAUAUGUUUCAGUGCCCAUCGACAUAUAAUGCACGGCAUAUAAAUAAUAAAAGAAGACAAAGAUAUAUUUUAUUAAUCCCCGAGGGGAUUAAUUCAAUUCAAUUCAAUAAUUCAUUUGUUUUUCAAACACAGGCCUGAAAUACACACACAUGCACAAACAGGACCUAUUGCAUUAAAUGGAGAGAUGUCAGAGUGAGGGGGGGGGCCCAUGGACGGUCACGCUGAGCAGUUGGGGGUUUGGUGCCUUGCUCAAGAGCACUUCGGCAGUGCCCAGGAGGCAAACUGGCACCUCUCCAGCCACCAGUCCAUGCUCAUAUUUGGUCUUUUUUUCAGAUAUACCAUCAUCAUGAACCUGCCAGGUAUUUCAGGAUUAAUCGAAUUAAUCAUUUUGUCCAUAAAAUGUCAAAAAAUUGUAAAAAAAAUGCUCAUCACAAUUUUUCCAUAGCCAAAAGUGACAUCCACAAAUCACUUUGUUUGUCCAACCAGCAGUUUAAAACCUGAAAACUGAACUGAAAACAUUUACGAUCAUAAAUGGCAAAGACAAGCAGCAAAUUCUCACAUUUAAGAAGCUGGACCCAGCUAAUGUUAGACAUUUUUCCUUAAAAUAUGACUGAAACUGUUAAUUAUAAAAUUAGCUGGCACUGUUACUCCUGUUUUCCCUCUUAAACAUGAAGUGUUACCCCUUUAUACCUUAACAUCUUGUCUUCUUCCCUGUGCCUCCAUAUGUUUCCCCAUAUAGUUACCCAGUAAGUAUUUCACUGAAAUGAUUACAAUACAUAAAUUGUGGGCUGUAAUCUGAAGCAUUACCGACAGACCUGCUCUUCUCAUUGUAUUGAGGCUUAUCAGAAAUGCAUGAAGCACUUUAUCACAUUAUUUUCUUUGUGCUUUCUGUCUCUCUUCCUCUUCACAAGACUUUACACUUGGUAUCUUACACCGCAGUUGGACUUUCUCCAAAGGGUCAAAAAAGCUUAUUGAACUUGAAAAACUUUAUCAUCGAAGUUGCGUGUGUUUGCAUAACCUAUAGAAACCAUGUGUUGAAUGUGAAUGGCUUUUUUUUUGGGUCAGUUUGCUGUGAAAUCAAUGAAAACCACAAAGAAAACAACAUUUCUCCCGACAUGCACUAUGGUUGUUUACUGAGCUGUAAAUGUUUGGAUGACUGAGUGUAGAAUUUAUUUUCAGUCUUAUUGUUCUGUUUGUCUGACAGUAAUUGUAGCCAGACUAAAAAAAAUAUUCUGGCAAGGUAAAAAAUAUGUGAUACUGUAGCCUAAAUAUGCAGAAAUAUAACUAUGACAAGAAUGGUAAGGGGGUUUUAAAAAAAUAAUAACAACAGAUGCAAAAUGUCUGUGUUUGUUUGUACACGUGUGCAUUGGUUGGCUUGUUUAUAGCGUGUGAUUUAGUGCAUGCAGUACUUUCUUCUGUAGCUGCUGAGAAACAGUACUGUUAUCUCAUGAGACUCCUUUCAAUAAAGAUGAUCCUGUG
This is a messenger RNA of Epinephelus moara (kelp grouper), 9929 nucleotides long. It is a transcript of the gene kif5ab, whose product is annotated as kinesin family member 5A, b. Bases 360 to 3611 code for a protein of 1083 amino acids. Gene Ontology annotation, biological process: microtubule-based movement. The record is from RefSeq and is a predicted model, not a curated record. The transcript is spliced from 29 exons. Lineage: Eukaryota; Metazoa; Chordata; Actinopteri; Perciformes; Serranidae. Gene Ontology annotation, molecular function: microtubule binding; ATP binding; microtubule motor activity.